Messenger RNA from Mesorhabditis spiculigera, 747 nucleotides. The record is from the annotation of a GenBank genome assembly. Lineage: Eukaryota; Metazoa; Nematoda; Chromadorea; Rhabditida; Rhabditidae.
AUGUUGGUCGACCGGACGACGGAGGCCGCGGAGCAGUUGGUGGUGGAGUCGAAGGAGCACAUUGGGACCCUGGAAUUCCUCUACACCGAAAAGCGAAUCGCGCUACGUGAUCUCUGGGAGAAGUGCCAUGUACCGAUAUCGGACUGGACUAUGCCCGAAGAAUUCUCACCUGAUCAUCACGAUGCCUCCACGCUCGCAAUCAUGGAUGAAAGAAUAGCCCAUCUCACGGAACUCUACGACCGCCAAAAAACGGUGCUCGACAAGUUGACGGCCUGGACAGAGCUUUGGGAUGAGAAGUUAGCGCACGAAGAAUGGGAAAAGGAUCCGGCCCGGUUCAAUAACCGCGGAGCCGUUGAGAAGCAGUUGCUGCCCCAUGCGCAGCGGGAAGUCGCCCUCGCCUACGCCAUCUACCGAGACGAGAACCCAGAGGACGAAUUGAAGUUUGACGACCUCGACCCGGUGGAAUGGCUGAAGCGCAAAGUCCGAGUUCGCGCUGAAAACAAGGAAUUCGAGGCCCAGAUGAAAGGAACACCAUCAAGGGCCGGAAUGACGCCAGCGAUGUCCCUCCGCAAUUUGCACAUGCCCAUCGACAUCAGCUGCAUCGGACCUUGCCGGGUUGUCUCGUCUGGCCCGAAGACUUCAUCGCCAAAAGCCGCCUACAAACGGCCAGCUCCAUCCGACUGUUCAUCUCCGUGCCCAUCCCCCGCGAAACGUGCCACCCCGCUCCGUCAGCGCAAUUGGAAGCCA